Molecule: messenger RNA, 1814 nt
Organism: Sycon ciliatum
Lineage: Eukaryota; Metazoa; Porifera; Calcarea; Leucosolenida; Sycettidae
Product: V-type proton ATPase subunit B-like
Exons: 15
Coding region: 37-1524 (495 amino acids)
Biological process (GO): vacuolar acidification; proton transmembrane transport; ATP metabolic process
Cellular component (GO): proton-transporting V-type ATPase, V1 domain
Molecular function (GO): proton-transporting ATPase activity, rotational mechanism; ATP binding
Source: RefSeq, a predicted model, not a curated record
GCGCAUGCUCAAUAAUCACACUCAAAUUUCGGAACGAUGGCGACUGUAGGUUUUGAUAUGCUCGGCGGCACUGCCGAAGGUUUGCUGACCCCUGGAAAGAAUUACAGGAAGGACCCAUCGACAACUUACAAGACUGUGGCCGGUGUGAAUGGUCCUCUUGUAAUCCUUGAGAAAGUUAAGUUUGCCAAGUUUGCCGAAAUCGUCAACUUGACCUUGCCCAAUGGAACCAAGCGCCAGGGUCAGGUUUUGGAGGUCAGCGGCGACAAGGCCGUUGUGCAGGUGUUUGAAGGUACCUCCGGUAUUGAUGCCAAGCACACUGCAUGCGAGUUCACUGGUGACAUCAUGAGAAUGCCAGUGUCCGAAGACAUGCUCGGACGUGUGUUUAACGGCUCUGGAAAGCCAAUCGACAAAGGACCUCCGAUCAUGGCUGAGGACUUCCUGGAUAUUCAAGGUCAGCCCAUCAACCCCUGGUCGCGUAUCUACCCGGAGGAAAUGAUCCAGACUGGUAUUUCUGCUAUCGACACCAUGAACAGCAUUGCCCGAGGUCAGAAGAUCCCAAUCUUCUCUGCUGCUGGUCUUCCUCACAACGAAAUCGCCGCUCAGAUUUGCCGACAGGCUGGCCUUGUAGAUGCCGGUGACAAGAAGGACGGAAAAGCUGGCAACAACUUUGCCAUCGUCUUUGCCGCCAUGGGUGUCAACAUGGAGACUGCUCGUUUCUUCAAGCAGGAUUUCGAAGAGAACGGCUCCAUGGAGAACGUGUGCCUCUUCUUGAACUUGGCUAACGAUCCGACAAUUGAGCGUAUCAUCACUCCUCGUCUGGCCCUGACUGCCGCUGAGUACUUGGCCUAUCAGUGCGGCAAGCACGUUCUGGUCAUUCUUACCGACAUGAGCUCCUAUGCCGAUGCCUUGCGUGAGGUAUCUGCUGCUCGUGAGGAGGUGCCCGGUCGUCGUGGUUUCCCCGGUUACAUGUACACUGAUUUGGCAACUAUCUACGAACGUGCUGGUCGUGUUGAAGGCAGAGAUGGUUCUAUCACACAGAUUCCUAUUUUGACUAUGCCUAACGAUGAUAUUACCCAUCCUAUCCCUGACUUGACCGGCUACAUCACAGAAGGUCAGAUCUAUGUUGACCGUCAGCUGCACAACAGACAAAUCUACCCUCCAAUCAACGUACUGCCCUCGCUCUCUCGUCUCAUGAAGUCUGCUAUUGGCGAAGGCAUGACACGUCGUGAUCACUCUGAUGUGUCCAACCAGAUGUAUGCUAACUAUGCCAUUGGCAAGGAUGUGCAGGCCAUGAAGGCUGUGGUUGGAGAGGAAGCUCUUACGCCCGAUGACUUGCUCUAUCUGGAGUUCCUUGGAAAGUUUGAGAAGAACUUCAUUGCACAAGGAGCGUAUGAAAACCGAACCAUCUUCGAGUCUCUGGAAAUCGGCUGGCAGCUGCUGCGCAUCUUCCCGAAGGAGAUGUUGAAGCGUAUUCCCCAAUCUACGCUUUCAGAACACUACAACCGUGAAAACGUCCAAAAAUAAUAGACCAAUCUACAGUAGAUCAUGACAGCCAUCUGAUUUUAAAUUUUUUAAGUUCUUGAAAUACUGUGUCAUUGUCUCCUUUAUCUGUACAUAGGCCUCGUCAUCAUAUUUAUUUACAUUCCUCUUUUUCCGAAAAUGUCUGCGUUCUGCAGAUUUGUACAGUCAUGCUCGCUUUUUCAAGUGCGCAAACAUUUCUUGCUGGGCAUUGUUUCUUGUUGAACUAAGAACAAUACUUGCUUUGAUUUUCACAGUUAGUGCAAGCUUUGGUGAAUAUCAAUGCCCACCCGGUG